Messenger RNA from Xenopus tropicalis (tropical clawed frog), 567 nucleotides. It is a transcript of the gene snrpf, whose product is annotated as small nuclear ribonucleoprotein polypeptide F. The record is from RefSeq and is marked provisional. Gene Ontology annotation, molecular function: RNA binding. Lineage: Eukaryota; Metazoa; Chordata; Amphibia; Anura; Pipidae. Gene Ontology annotation, biological process: protein-RNA complex assembly; mRNA splicing, via spliceosome. Gene Ontology annotation, cellular component: nucleus; post-mRNA release spliceosomal complex; U1 snRNP.
UUUUCUCCUGUCGCUUCCGGGCCUUGGCAGCCAUUUCCCGCUUUGCUCCAGCGGUGUGUUCUACGGGACGCUCCGGGGAGGAAUUUUUUUUAUUGAUCUGCAGUUUGUUGUGAGGCUGCGGUCGCACCAUGAGUUUACCACUGAAUCCAAAACCCUUCCUUAAUGGCCUCACUGGUAAGCCAGUUAUGGUAAAGCUGAAAUGGGGGAUGGAGUACAAAGGCUACUUGGUAUCAGUGGAUGGAUACAUGAACAUGCAGCUUGCAAACACAGAAGAAUAUAUUGAUGGUGCAUUGUCUGGACAUCUUGGAGAAGUUUUGAUAAGAUGCAACAAUGUGUUAUAUAUACGUGGGGUAGAAGAGGAGGAGGAAGAUGGAGAGAUGAGAGAGUAAUUGGAAUUAUUUGGAAAACCCUUUGUAUAGUUUCAUGAAGAAAAGGAUAACUUCAUUUAUUAUGAAGGCAUUUUUUACAGCAUUUUUCUUUUUUUUUUAUAGUUGUUUACACUGCAUUCAGUGUUUGUUCUUUGAAAUGUACUUUAUUGUGUUAGAACAAUAAAAGAUAAUUGCAUUG